Dermacentor andersoni is the source of this 679-nucleotide messenger RNA. NCBI's taxonomy places the organism in Eukaryota, Metazoa, Arthropoda, Arachnida, Ixodida, Ixodidae. The record is from RefSeq and is a predicted model, not a curated record.
GCCGCCUUUGAGCCCCAUGCCAGUGCCGCCACCCAUGCCGAGACUGCCGCCUUGCGCACCCAGACCACCGCCCUUGAGUCCAGCACCAAGAGAUCCGCUGUGUCCAAGCCCGCCUGUGCCUCCACCCAAUUUCACGCCGCCGCUACUGAGUCUGCCACCUAGUCCCCCUCCAGAACCACCUGUGAGGCCCAUUCCCAAGCCACCAGAAUUCCGACUACCACCUACUCCCAGAGAACCACCGCCGAGUCCGCUGCCGAGUGAUCUUCCAGAACCUCCUUUUAUUUCAACUCCCAGGCCGCUAGAACCACCGCCUCCUCCCAUACGUAGGGAGCCGCCUUUCAUCCCCAGUCCUCCUCCCCCAGAACCGAGUCCCGCGCCACUUCCAAGCGAGCCUCCCCCAAGGCUACCACUGGUGCCCAUAGACCCUCUAGCUCCGCCACCUCUCAUUCCGACGCCGAGGCCACCAGAUCCGAGCCCGCCGCUUGCUCCCAUUGCACUACCAGAACCUCCUCUGGCUCCUAUACGAAGACCUCCUCCACUUCCCGCACUACCACCACUCAACCCCAAAGAUCCACCGCGAGAUCCUCCCGAUAGACUACCUCCCAUGCUUCUACCAGAUCCUAUUCCGCCCAUUCUGCCACCAAGAGAGGCGCCGUUCAUACCAAGAGAGCCGCCAUAG